Messenger RNA from Talaromyces marneffei, 1275 nucleotides. RefSeq lists its product as uncharacterized. The record is from RefSeq and is a predicted model, not a curated record. The coding region runs from base 1 to 1275 and encodes 424 amino acids. NCBI's taxonomy places the organism in Eukaryota, Fungi, Ascomycota, Eurotiomycetes, Eurotiales, Trichocomaceae. The transcript has a single exon.
AUGGCCCUCUCUGCGUCGGCGCCGCCGGCCGGCAUGAUGAUCGAUCCCACGAAGCAAGGUGAUUAUCCGAUCCUUCUCGGUGACAGACUGGCGAAAAAGGACGGAGGAAACGAGGCUACAUUUAUAAACAUCACAUAUAACCACAAGAGCAAGUCGGCAACGGCGAAUCAACGGACGAAAAUCACACGGUCCCCUACUUCGCAAGAUGUAUAUCACCUCACAAUCACGGACAAGGCUGGGAAUGCCGAGAAGACGGCGCUCGAGUAUAAAUACCAAGGCAGUAUAGAUCCUUCUAUACCAGUCCAGGGCUCUGAAGCAAGGAAUCUGGUUCUGGUCUUUGAUCCGACUCGGAAAGCGUUUAUUCUGGAACCUGUGAGCACUAGCUUGAACUUCAAUCUGCGUACUGCUCCAGGGAAAAAUAAAGAAGUGAUUGAGCAAUACGAGCAAUUACAUACUCUAGGCGACGAUGGAGAUCAUGUGUCUCGGGAUGAGAGCGAUGACGAAAAGCCAGAAGAUGCUGACCAGGACAACCCUUAUGAUUUCAGGCAUUUCCUCAAGAAGCCUGAAUCCGAAAAGACGAAGUCGGCUUUGUCAGCGACUACGACACCAGACCCUCAUGGGACUAUUAGCACAUCGAACACACCUGCAAUGCAACCUACAAAGGUAGAGGUCAAAAAGAUGGCACCCAGGCCCAAGCAGCAGACGAAUCCUUUGCGGCAACCCAAACGAGCACCUAAGGCUAAGCCAGCUAGUGCACCAACGGCAAAGGCAAAAGCACAGCCCAAGUCGGCGCCGCGUGUCGAUCCCGAGGAUGAUAUGCUUAUAUCUGAUGCAGAGCAGUCUGAGAAAGAAGAGGAUGACUAUUCGCAUCCAAAAUCUAGCCAGGCUGUGCCUUCACCAAGCUCUAAUAUCAUCGUCGACGGAGAUCUUAUCAUCGACAUGGGCUCUCCACCCACACGGCCUGCAUUCAAGGUCGAUCCCACGCACUUCUCAUCCAGCGAUCACUCCGCCCACGGUACGGAUGCAGAGAAUGAAGACGAUGAAGAAAUCGAAGAUUUCCGUCUACCAUCUCCUGCUAGACAGGAUGCAAGAGCUGCAACAUCUGCCGCUGCAGAUGAACCAGAAGACGAAGACGACAAUGAUGAGGAUGAGGAUGCUCUAGCAGCAGAAAUGGAAGCCGCAUUUGAGGAGGAAGCGUCAAGGACACAGAGCCUACAGCAGACUCAACGAUAUAUGCCGAGCGAUGACGAGAGCGAAGUUAGUGAAGAGGAGUGA